AUGCCUGAACUCCGGAAUCAUGUCUACGAGCUUCUCUUUGAGAACCACAUCGUUGAUUGCGAAGCUUCUAGCUACGAGACACCUGGAAUUCUGUUGGCCUCCAAGCAAACUUUUGUAGAAGCGCAUGGGGCGUAAGGCACCUUAGCAACCUCAUUCCUAUACACACUGAAGCUGACUGUUCGAUGCGCAGAUACUAUAGACGAAGCACCUUCCACAGUACUGGCAGUGUCGCAGCGGAAAAGCGCCUAUCCGCUCUCAGUGCUGCCUACUUGCCCCUUGUGGAGAAUGUUCAUAUUGACACCUCCUCCAGAAUGGAAGGGCUGUACGGGAAAGGCCGAAGUAGUCGGGUUGGGGUCGAGGACGAGAUCCUGUUCGAUGUCGCUUAUCUCGCGGAAUGCGCGGUCGUGUGGGUUCGACAAGGACUCAAAGAAGAGGGUUGCGACCAGAUCGAUCCGAAUGCUAUCCAAGCAAGCAUCAAAACCAGAGCAAACGAUGUUGUCUUCACAGCCAAGCCUUUCGAAACCUUCAAGGACGCCUUCAUGCAGUCGUCAUGUAAGUUAUUAUCAUGAUAUUCAAAUUCACGAUGGCUGACAGUGAACAGUCGCAGCUAUGGGAGAUAGGCCCAUUCCGCUUGUACGUGCCACUCUACAAGCUCAGGCGCGUUACUUUGACUUCGACCAUGUCAACCCGCGGAAAUGCUGGCAUCGCUUAUGGGCUAUGGAUGCAGAACCGAACUUUGCGGGGAGGCCCAGCUACGAGUGUGGCUGUCCGAAGAAGGUGCCAGAUUCGAGUCCAUUGCUGCCAGCUGAUCUAUAUACUCAGCAAUAGGUGAAUGUGAUCGCGAUCUUAGCGUUCACCACUCAAUCUUCACGAUCCAAGCGCGGAUCCGCAAGUUGUAAAGAGACCAGAUCUGCCGCUCCAUCUUCUUCGAAACAUACCAGUGGUCGACCAACAUCAACAUCAGUCAGUUGGACAUCAUGGGUGGACUAGCGUCGAAGAUGUCCCCGAGCACUGCAAAGAUCAUCGACUCCCCCGAGCAACAGUCGCCACUUCUCGAGCUGCCCGCAGAGCUACGAAACCACGUCUGGUACAUGACAUUUGAAGAGAACACGGUCAAGCUCGACAGACCAAUAGACCCACCGGGCCUACUCCUUGCCAGCAAGCAGACAUACGCCGAAGCUCGCGGCGCCUACUAUCAACAGAGCCGCAUUCAAAGCAUCAGCGUCGACAAGAUCCGAGGUUAUCUCAAUCGCAUCGAUCCGAAGAUCCAUCCGCUCAUCUCGCGUGUCGAAGUCGACUAUGGCAUGGCCGAGGGCCUCGAUCCCGCGGACUUCAAAGUCUUGUGGAAUGCACGGGACGCACAUCUCGACGUAAUGCUCCUUGGACAACACAUCGAGCGGUCCAAAAUCUCGCUCAACGCCGAGUUUAGUGCGGUGGCCAGUGUUGAGUUGGGGGGUGAGAUGGUCUUCACUGACCAGCCGUGGCUCGAAUACCGCAAGUAUCUUGCAGCGAACGAAGGUAAGUCGAUCGUAUCUAUGUAACUUCUAGAGAUACUGAUAUUGUGUAGUUACAUUGUCCGACUCCAUGUCGGCCUUCGCGGAAUGGCUCGAUUCUUACUUCGUCCAUCAGCAUCAGGAUCCAGUCCAUUGCUGGCAUUUAUUGUGUGAAUUCAAAGAGUGUGACUGUGCGGAGAAGGCAGUGUAA
Lecanosticta acicola is the source of this 1704-nucleotide messenger RNA. NCBI's taxonomy places the organism in Eukaryota, Fungi, Ascomycota, Dothideomycetes, Mycosphaerellales, Mycosphaerellaceae. The record is from the annotation of a GenBank genome assembly.